Messenger RNA from Acaulospora colombiana, 441 nucleotides. The record is from the annotation of a GenBank genome assembly. NCBI's taxonomy places the organism in Eukaryota, Fungi, Glomeromycota, Glomeromycetes, Diversisporales, Acaulosporaceae.
GCUGUACCUUUACGGACUCAUUCCAUAUACGCUCCUUAUGUCGAUUCUGGUCAGUCCAACAAAUUCAUUACCGAGAUUUUGCCCGCUCAAUCUUUUGAACAAACAGAUCUACAAAACCGUUGCCAGCUGACUAGAGGAGUGCCAUCACAAUGUGGAUGGCUAUGGUCACGAUUACCUAUCACAGCUGCCAAUUGGCAAGUUGAGAUAGAAUUCAAGAUGGGAUGGCGAUAUGGUUCACAAAAGAAAGAGCUAUCGAAGGUCCUGUCUUCUGUUCUAAGGGUCGACUCUCUACUUGAUUCAUUUCUAAUACAUAACUUAGUUACGCAAAUUCCCACCAUACGUAUGCAUUCCCCCGAGUUAUGGCUAUGCUUGGUGAUGGCUACACCGAAUACGACAUUGGCAAUGAUGGAAAGGCAAACUCCAUCGCUGCAUGCUCGGUAG